Molecule: messenger RNA, 1204 nt
Organism: Selaginella moellendorffii
Lineage: Eukaryota; Viridiplantae; Streptophyta; Lycopodiopsida; Selaginellales; Selaginellaceae
Exons: 5
Coding region: 286-1188 (300 amino acids)
Molecular function (GO): nucleic acid binding; zinc ion binding
Source: RefSeq, a predicted model, not a curated record
GGGAGGUUCGUCUCCACCAGAUCGAUUGCCGUCGCCUGUGAUCGCGUUGCACUGCUACGGAGCUACAUCGCUCCUCAAGGCCCUCUGUGAUACGGUCCGAUCCUCGAUAAAAAUGCUCGUAUCUUUUCAAUACAGCAGGCUGCUUCAGGGAUUCUUGCCGAUCUAGUACCUACAUCGCGUUCCAAAACUCUCAAGGCUCUCUUUGAUAGCAUUGUCCAGGUUUUCAAUACCAACUCUUAUCGAUCUGGUAUAGCCCCUGUUGGUUCUGGACAUUUUCUUUGGAGGAUGAAGGCUUACAGCAGCAGCAGCAACGGGCACUACAAGAAGGCUUAUGACGGCAACUGCAGCAACGAGCACAAGAAGGCUUACGACGGCGGCAGCAGCAACGGGCACUACAAGAAGGCUUAUGACGGCAACAGCAGCAACGGGCAGCACAAGAAGGCUUAUGACGGCAACAGCAGCAACGGGCAGCACAAGAAGGCUUACGACGGCGGCAGCAGCAACAGGAAGUUCACAAAGGAAAAGCCGAAGGAGGUGGACACUUUUGCAAUCGAGGACGAUUACGAUCGUAUGCAAGCAAGGUAUGAGAUCAUAGGAACUCAUCGUCCCGGUGAGAAGGAGGGAUUACUCGUCGACCAAUGCAGAAAAUGUAAGCAGAGAGGUCAUUGGGAAAGACACUGCAAGGGGCCUGGAGUGGAUGAACAAAAGAAAUGCUACCUCUGCCUAGCGAAGGGGCACGAUACUUAUCACUGUUCAAGAGAUCCCCUGCGAAAUGAGGACUGGGCAGAGAGGACUUACACUGGACCAAUGAAGAGAAUUCAUCUUGGAGUGGGUUAUAUCGUUCAGGUAGCAGACUUCCCGCAAUACCAUCCUCGUUUCUGCGUCCAACGGAUUGAAUACGAAAACCUCAAACGGAUCUGCAAAAAACAUCCAGACUUGGGAAUCUUCAUUGUGCCUGAGCCACCCCGCCCUCUUGCAUCUCAAAUCUGGGAAGCUUUUCAGGGACUCGAUGGAUUUCUCAACGCAGGCCUAGGCUUCGAGUUAUACAAAUCCAAGGAAGAAAUGCCUCCAGGGUAUAAGCGGUAUGCAGCUGCAGAUGAAGCAUUGAUUGAAGAAUUGAAGAGCAAAGGAGAACUGGAUGAGUUUGAGUAUGCUUCUCUGCUAAACUGUAUACGAAUGAAUGAAUGAAAAUAAAGUAAAAAUA